GCAUGUUGCAAGGUGAACGGACUCACCAUGUGGACUCUUGUGGUUCUUUGCAGCGUGAUCGCCUCAUAUGGCGUGCAAGGUGAUAACUGGUGGACGACACUUGCUCAACCUGAGGAAACAGUAACUUCAGAUCCAUCAUGUGGUGGCUACCUGCAUUCGAGCAGUGGCACUUUCUACAGCCCUGGCUAUCCAGACAAUUACCCGGAUAAUUCAGAGUGCAUAUGGUACCUCAGAUUUGGAAGUGGAAUUGUGCAGCUGAACUUCCCCUUCAUAUCCAUUGAGGAUCAUCCUAGCUGCAUAUAUGAUGCCAUUUACGUCUAUGAUGGCUUCAACACCGCUUACAGGCUUCUGGGGACGGUGUGCGGCAACACCACCGCCACCUUCCACUCCACCGGUGUUUACAUGACCGUGCGUUUCAAGAGUGACAGUAGCAUUAGCUCCUCAGGAUUUCGUGCUGACUACCGAGUUGUGGCUCAAGGUUCCUGCAGGUACAACUGUGGCUACCAGGUUGGAACCUGCUCUUGCUCUUCAGGCUGUGAAUACAGAGGAAACUGUUGUUCAGACUAUUAUGAUUACUGCCCGGCAUCGACUAUGGAACCAGACGCCACCACAGGUGAUAACUGGUGGACUGUAGAUGACGUCGUCACAGAUCAACCCUCAUGUCGUUACAACUGUGGCAGUCACAUGGGAAGCUGCUCCUGUUCAAGCUCCUGUCAAUACUAUGGCAACUGUUGCCAUGACUACUACUAUGAGUGUUACUACACGACGACUACGGAAACACCCAGCACCACAGCUGAUAACCGGGAGCCUACACAUGACUACUUCACAGAUUUUUAUCCCUCAUGUCGUUACAACUGUGGCAAUCACAUGGGUCUCUGCUCCUGUUCAAGCUCCUGUCAAUACUAUGCCACCUGUUGCCAUGACUACUACUAUGAGUGCCCGGCAUCAUCUAUGACACCAGAAGUCACCACAGAACAGCCCUCAUGUCGUUACAACUGUGGCAAUCACAUGGGAAGCUGCUCCUGCAGAAGCUCCUGUCAAUACUAUGGAAACUGUUGUCCUGAUUACUACGAUGAGUGUUACUACACGACGACUACGGAAACACCCAGCACCACAGGUGAUAACUGGUGGACUGUAGAUGACGUCGUCACAGAUCAACCCUCAUGUCGUUACAACUGUGGCAGUCACAUGGGAAGCUGCUCCUGUUCAAGCUCCUGUCAAUACUAUGGCAACUGUUGCCAUGACUACUACUAUGAGUGCCCGGCAUCAUCUAUGACACCAGAAGUCACCACAGAACAGCCCUCAUGUCGUUACAACUGUGGCAAUCACAUGGGAAGCUGCUCCUGCAGAAGCUCCUGUCAAUACUAUGGAAACUGUUGUCCUGAUUACUACUAUGAGUGUUACUACACAACGACUACGGAAACACCCAGCACCACAGAUCGCACAUCAUGUGGUGGUUACCUGUAUGGCUACAGUGGAAGUUUUACCAGCCCAAACUAUCCGUCUGCAUACCCACACAAUACAGACUGUAUCUGGUACAUCAGACCAGGAUACUCAGUCAUUCGGCUGCAGUUCUCUUAUGUCAACAUGGAGGUUUGUUCAAAUUGUGUUUGUGAUUCGGUUUCCAUCUACGAUGGCUCCAGCAUCAGCAGCAGUCUUCUGGGGAAGGUGUGUGGCAGGAACACUGCCACUUUCUACUCCACCGGUCCUUACCUGACUGUGCAUUUCAGGACUGACAAUAGUGUUAGCUCCUCAGGAUUUCGGGCUUUCUACGAAGUUGUGGAUUACUUCAGCACUGAAAGCCCUGUCACAGCACCCCCCUGUGGAGGAGAUCUGUUUGGCUCUGGCAAUUUCACCAGCCCGAGCCACCCCUCCUUCUACCCAGACAACGCCUACUGCAUCUGGCGUCUUAGAGCUUCAAGUGACCAAAGAAUCUUCCUGGCAUUCACGUACAUGCAAUUGGAGAACUGCUGUGAUUGUGACUACAUUAAAGUCUAUGAUGGAUCGUCGUAUAUGGGGACAGUGUGCAACAACAGCUUGGCUACUUUCCACUCUUCUUCCAACUCCAUGAAUGUGGUCUUCCGGAGUAAUAGAGGUGUGGUUGCCCGAGGCUUCAAAGCAGAGUUCAUAAGCUCUCUGCCAGCGAGCUCAGGUCAGGUUAGCUGUUCCUCAGACAACAUGAACAUUGUGGUUCAGAGGUCUUACCUGAACUCUCUCGGCUACGACGGCGACAAUCUUUACCUGAAUGACGAACGCUGCAGACCCCAGAUUUCCAGUUCUCAGGUUGUCUUCAGGUUCCCGAUCGAAAGUUGUGGCAACGAUAAAAAGAUUGAGAAUGGCAGAGUCGUGUACACCAACACUCUCCGGGCCGACACCUCCAGCUACGGAGAGAUCACACGCCAGGUUCACUUGAAGCUGAACGUGGCCUGUCAAAUGGAUCAGGACUCAGUGUCCCAGAUCAUGUACCUUGUUGAACAUCUUGGUAACAGCAGCAUUGUGGGCACAGGCAAAUUCAACACCAGCAUGAACUUCUACACAUCCAGCAGCUUCUACUACCAGGUGACUCAAGUGCCAUACAAGGUGACGCUCAACCAGAACUUGUAUGUCCAAGUGGAUCUGAGCAGGCAAUCGAGCAAUCUGGUCAUCUUCCUUGACACCUGCGUGACAUCACCAUCACCCCAUGACUUCGAGACCAGAUCGUACUACCUGGUCCGUAACGGAUGUCCCGUGGACAGCACCUUCAGGCCCUACUACACUGGCCUCCGUCCCUAUGCCCGUUUCACAUUUAGGGCCUUCCAGUUCCUGCGAGCCGCAGAGUCGGUGUACAUCCAGUGCAAGGUCCUGAUAUGCCCAGCCUCUGACAGCAAUUCCCGCUGCCACAAUCCGCCUAACUGCAGAACGCGUGUGGCCAGAGACCUGGGGACAGAACACGACAGCCAAACUCUGGUCCUGGGUCCCAUCCAACUCAGAGCCUCUGAGAAAAAGGAAGAAGGGGCUAAGGAGCAGGACGAGGCUUAAGCAGACACAGCAAUGAGCUGCAUCAUAUUUACCAAUCAUCACUACCAUUCUGUUCACUGUCACACCUAACUAUAAUAAACCUCUCUUCUCUCUUCAUCAUUACCUGAUUAAAAAGACAGCAUCAAAAGACAA
This is a messenger RNA of Acanthopagrus latus (yellowfin seabream), 3150 nucleotides long. Its product is annotated as CUB and zona pellucida-like domain-containing protein 1. NCBI's taxonomy places the organism in Eukaryota, Metazoa, Chordata, Actinopteri, Spariformes, Sparidae. The record is from RefSeq and is a predicted model, not a curated record. The transcript has 29 exons. The coding region runs from base 28 to 3018 and encodes 996 amino acids.